CGCUGAUCUGUCGUAGUAAGAACCUAAGCAGAAUGCAGCCAUGUAUACAUAUAUAGCUGUGUAUAAUACAUGGUUCAGCACCUUCAUGCUCGAUCAAAACUAUACUUAAAUUCAAGACGAAUAUGGAGCUGUCUCUGUAUGAAAGCAAGGCUAAUCUGCCUAUACCAACCAAAGAACCACUUACACCAGCCGAUAGUAGCGGUCAUGGCGAGUCCAGACUGGUUGACAGCAAACAAUUGCCAACGUUCUUCAUGGGCAAAUCUUGGCGAUUCUGGGCUAUUAUACCAUCACUCAUGGUGACUACACUCCUAUCAGCGGUGGAAGUGACUGUUUUAUCUACAGCAUUACCCACGGUCGUCCAUACGCUUAAUAUUGGCGAAAACUAUCCAUGGAUCGUCAACUCCUUCCUUCUUACCAGUACCGCCUUUCUCCCCAUCAUGGGCCAGCUUGCCGAUGCCUGGGGCCGCCGAUGGCCAACCAUCAUCACCGUAGCCAUCUUCACACUUGGAAGUGCCAUUGCGGGUGGUGCGAACAACAUUGCCACCCUAAUUGCUGGUAGAGCCAUCCAAGGCCUCGGAAGUGGUGGUCUCAAUCUGCUUGUCGACCUCAUCAUUUGCGACCUCGUACCGCUCAGAGAGCGUGGAAAGUUUAUCAGCAUUAUCAGCAUCAUGUUUGCCAUUGGCUUGUUCCUCGGUCCCUUCAUCGGUGGCUCCAUUGUACAGCACGCUAGUUGGCGCUGGGUUUUUUGGAUCAACCUUCCCGUGGGAGGCGUGUCCAUCAUGAUGCUGUACCUCGCGCUACAGGUCAACUCGGUCCAGGUACCCUUGAAAGAGCGUCUUCGUCGAAUCGACUACAUUGGUAAUAUACUCAUUAUAGGCUCUGUCUUUGCCAUCAUGUAUGCUUUAACGUACGCAGGCACCUUUUACGCCUGGACUGAUGUCCGCGUGCUGGCGCCGCUCGUCUGUGGCUUUCUGGGUAUUGCUGCGUUUCAUGUCUAUGAAGGCUCGAGGUUCUGCAGUUGGCCGACUAUCUCUGCUCGCUUCUUUGGACAUCGAACUACAGCUGUUGCAUUCUUUCUCACUUUUGCGCAUGCACUUAUGACCCUCUGGACCCUCUACUUCCUACCUGUGUACUUCCAGGCCGUUCAAACCGUCACGCCGUCUCGCUCCGGAGUAGAAUUGCUGCCGACAGUGUUUGGCAUGAUUCCUGGUGCAACCAUUGCUUCACAAUACCUCACAAGAGUUGGAAAAUACAAGAUGCUGCACAUUGUCGGGAUCCUGCUAAUGGCUGGUGGUCUCGGUAGCUUUGCGGCGUUGGGUGCCGACUCGGAUACUGCCAUGUGGGUUUGCCUUCAGCUCAUCAACUCCAUUGGAAAUGGAAUACUGGCGACGUCGUUGCUUCCUGCGGUCCAAGCUGGUCUUACAGAUGAGGAUAAUGCUCUGAGCACGUCAACUUGGGCAUAUUUGCGCAGCUACGGCGCCAUCUGGGGUGUCACUAUACCCGCAGUCAUCUUUAACAACAUCUUCUCCAAAAGUCUCUGGAAGAUACCUGAUCUUGAGGCCCGAGCUGCUCUGAGUGGUGGCAACGCCUAUGCCAACGCUGCGCGGGAGUUUAUCCUCAGCUUUCCACCCAGUAUCCAGCCCGAGAUUGUUCAAGUAUACACGGAUGCCCUGCGUGUCUUGUGGUUGAUUGCUGCUGCCAUCUGCGGUUUUACUCUAAUCUUUGCAUUUUUAGAACAGGACAUCCCACUGCGCGAGUCGCUACGAGCCGAAUUUGGUAUCAAGGUGAGAAGCGACAGAAAGACAGAGGUCAUUGUAUAGCAUAUUUGUACGCUCUGUAAGAUAGCCUGCUCCCUAUAGUAUUCCCAGGCAAUGAUCUUAGCAAGUAUAAUCGCAGGCUUUGUUUGCGCAAGUGGCUGGAUACGUACAGUACACGGGCUUGGCGCUACCGUAUG
This is a messenger RNA of [Torrubiella] hemipterigena, 1954 nucleotides long. The record is from the annotation of a GenBank genome assembly. Lineage: Eukaryota; Fungi; Ascomycota; Sordariomycetes; Hypocreales; Clavicipitaceae.